AUGUACUUACAUGUACAUGUACUCGACAAUUAUGAGUGUGUCAGUGCAGAGGAUUACAACAAUCACCUUCAGAGCCAAAGGCACCGCGACAUGAUCACGGCAUCCGUGCGCGUCCCGCAAAUACACGUCCAGCGUCGGCUGCAGAUGGGUGGAUCAUCAGCUUCAGCUAGCUCCAUGGAAAGCGCUUCUUCCCUGGAGAGAGAAACUAGCUUUGAAUCAGUGCAAUCGGGGCGAUCCAUGCCCCCCUCCGGACUGGUAAGCAUGCCCAGUAUCUCAGCAGAGGUUCCCUGUACGGGAACUGUGCCACUAUCCUUGGUUAAAGUUCCAACAAUAACCGUAUCGCCUAAUCACCAACGAAGGGAGGAGAGUUAUGAACACUCCCCUUCCAGGGAUGACAAUAGUCCAAGUCAGAGGCAGUGUAUACCCCAAGGUAGGGGAGGUUCAGCUAACCUCCCAGUCAUCUCUCACAUAGUUUCUCUACACCAGAACGGUAAGGAAUCUGCAACUAGGCGCUCCCCUCUACGAGAGAGCAGGUCCACCUCGGGAUCUGCACCCAAAUCCUAUGAAUCCUAUGAGUCGGGUAAAAGUUCGUCCAGUUUUGAGUCUCCAGGUUUUCUCCUCCCCAAGGCAUCUGCUGUGUCGCCUCAGCGGUCAAGCCGUACCCCGAGCCCCCAAGGCACGCCCUUGCUGAUGAUUGGGGGCAUGCACGGGAGGCCGGACGACUCGCCCCACAAACGAAGGUGCCUAAGUCAUACUGGAUCCUCCAGUUUGGAAUCUCAGCCGUCCUCGGAGCUGAUGGCGGGUGUGUGGGGAAGCCAGCCCACCCCGGUCAUCUGCCGUGACAACAGCACGCAGGAUGACGUCUGGAGAUGCGAGUUCUGUCACAUCAUCUUCCCAGAUAACAUCAUGUACGCCAUCCACAUGGGCUGCCACGACCUCCGCAAUCCUCUUCAGUGUAACAUCUGCGCCUUCCAGUGCCAAGAUAGGUAUGAGUUCACCUCGCAUAUAGCCAGAGGCUUGCAUAGCAAAAGCCCCUCUGGGCGAGGAAGCCAGUAUUAAUGUUGAAAUCAACAGGUAUCUAUUUGAAAGAAAAAUAUUCAAAUUUAAAAAUACUGGGAAUAUAUUUUACUGUUUAACACGUAAGAGAUUAAAUAAUUUAAAAGCAGAAAAUCUACAUUUUUAUUCAUCAUGAGAAUAUAAAUCCGUAUACAGCUGUUUAUCAAUUAAGUACGUAAUUUGCUGUAGGUUUGGUGUAACUUGCACAAACUCAUGCAAUAGACAUGAUAGAAUCAUUGGUGUAAAACCUAACCACUGAUAGGAAAAGCUACAUGUACCUAGACAUGUUCAGUACACAUAGUAGGCUGUAAAUUUGCGACCCAAAUUCUAACCCGCUUUGGAUUUUUACUAUGAACCUUCUGAAAUUCUUCAAAUUAUUCUUAAAUCAUGUGUACAAGACUUCUUGGUUCAUUUCAUCAGCACUGGAUCGUCACAUUGCACUGUUCAUGAGCAAGGCUUAAACUAUAAAGGUCUAUGCGAUGAAUUUUUCUUAACACACUUUG
Messenger RNA from Patiria miniata (bat star), 1559 nucleotides. Its product is annotated as DNA-binding protein Ikaros-like. The record is from RefSeq and is a predicted model, not a curated record. Lineage: Eukaryota; Metazoa; Echinodermata; Asteroidea; Valvatida; Asterinidae. Gene Ontology annotation, molecular function: RNA polymerase II transcription regulatory region sequence-specific DNA binding; DNA-binding transcription factor activity. The coding region runs from base 1 to 1059 and encodes 352 amino acids. Gene Ontology annotation, biological process: regulation of transcription by RNA polymerase II. Gene Ontology annotation, cellular component: nucleus. The transcript has a single exon.